AUGUAUGAUGAAUUGCAUUUUUUGUUGCGAUUUCAGCUUAUUGGAGAAGCUAAAAUAUCGAAACAAGAGGGGAAUGAACUUAAACAGAAAAUGACAUUUAUAAACACUGAAAUGCUGGCAGACCAACCUAUCAAUGACAGUGAAAAUCACACUGAGAUGGAAAAUUGCUCUGCCAUCCUUGGACAAGAGAUAACCGAUGAUGACAGUGUGGAACAAGACAUGAAGAGUGACUCAGAAAACGGUACUAACUUAGAACGUAUUGAAAAUCAUCAGACUGAGCAAAUACCUUUGAAGUCAGAAAGGACACAAUUUGGAAGUAAAAUUGGGACGCAUCCGCAGGAAGUCCCGGUAAUGACUGAAGUAUAUCAAGGAAAUGACAUGAUGCCUUGCAGGAAAUUGAUGGCAGAGGAAAAUUGCCAACUAAAGAAAGAAGAUCAUGUUUUCAACGUGGAUGAUAAUCUUAACUGCGAAACAGAAACAGUCAACAUCUAUCGAUGGAGAAUCAAAGUCCUUGAACAAGAAUUGGAAAGAACAAUUGAUUACUUCCAAAUUCAGGUAAAGUGGGCAGCUCGAUUUGCCGAGAGAAAACUCUUUGAUUUAAAGAAAGAAUAUAAAAGGAAAAGGUCACUGACAUAA
Messenger RNA from Ochotona curzoniae (black-lipped pika), 636 nucleotides. Its product is annotated as cTAGE family member 2-like. The transcript has 8 exons. Bases 1 to 636 code for a protein of 211 amino acids. Gene Ontology annotation, biological process: vesicle cargo loading; protein secretion; endoplasmic reticulum to Golgi vesicle-mediated transport. Gene Ontology annotation, cellular component: endoplasmic reticulum membrane; endoplasmic reticulum exit site. NCBI's taxonomy places the organism in Eukaryota, Metazoa, Chordata, Mammalia, Lagomorpha, Ochotonidae. The record is from RefSeq and is a predicted model, not a curated record.